GUAUUCAGUGCGGCGGAAGUCCUGCCAGAGAUGUUCUACGAGAAGAGAUCUUCCUUCAGCUAAAUUCGAAAUAACGUGACGCGGAAGUGAAGUGUGUGCUCUUCACAGUGCGAAGGUCUCCUCACCACAACGCGAACUCUUGACCACCGACACCAAGAUGCCAGCAAUAGAAUAUAAUUGUGGCACCAGCGAUGUUGUGGACAUCAUUUGCAGGCUGGAUCCAGAUCUGUUAGCUGAACAAUGCCAGCACAUUCUGAGUUAUCUCCAAGGGCAGACCAAAGGAGUUGAUUCAGCUGUCAUUUUUGACGUAUUUCAGAGAGCGGGAGUCACACUCCAACACGAAUCUCUGCAGAGCAUCACCAGAUUCCUCUUGCUAACUUUCAGGUCUGCUGGGAAGAGCAAACAGUCUGCAGAUGAUUUGGUGUCUCGGCUGGAAGAAAGCAGCAACAAAUGGUCCAAAGCGUCGCUGCAGGUGCUUGGCAGCUCAUGGAGGCAGCAUGGAGAAUCGGUGCAGGUCCAGCAGGCCGUGCAGGACAUGCUCAGCGUGGGCCAGCUGGUGGACAUGCAGUGGAAGCUGGGCCUGGCAGUCAGUUCUGACACCUGUCGCUCUCUCAACUCGCCCUUCGUGACCAUCCUGUUGAAGAUCGCUGAGCCUUCGGGACAGAUCCAUCAAAAGGCUUUCGAGAUGACCGUACCGCAAUUUCAGAACUUUCACAAGCAGAUGAAGGAGGUUGCUGCUGUCAUGGAGACUGUAUGAUGAUCUCCAAGCUCUCCUUUCAGGGCUUUAUGGAGCGAAGGACUGUGACUGGCAACAUUCCACACUAAUCAGAGGAGAUUCGCCUUGUUUGCUACGAUGAAUACACGCCCCUCACAUUUCAGCACGCAAAGCCUAUACAUGAGAGUAGUCAGUGUACAGCUUUAUAGAGCAGUAUUGACUUACUGUAUUAUUGUCACCUCACAGUUGUCAAUAGUAAAAUCAGAGUAUUGCAGGAGGGGUUGUGAAUAUUUUGUUGAUUGACUUUAAAAAUAUAUUUUUUUAAUAGUACACCAGGGGUGUCCAAACUUUUUCCAUUGAGGGCCGCACACGGAAUAAUUAAAGCAUGCGGGGGCCAUUUUGAUAUUUUUCAUUUUCAAAUCAUAACAAAAUAUAUAAAUAUAAAGGGUCUCAGUCAUUAAAAUGUUAAAAAUAAGUCACAAUAUUAUUAUUUUUUUUAUAUAACGCUUACAGUAAAUCUCUAUAUCAACUUCAGGUUGAUAUAACGUUAAAAAAAAAAGGUUUUAUGCCUUUUCUGUCAAAGACAACUUAGUUUUUUAUAGUAAAAGUGAAAUAUGCAGUAUUUUCCCCACCGCCCAAAACAUUCAGAAAGCAAUGUUUGAUGUGAAGUAAUUGGAGCCCUAAAAAGAUCAAUAAUGCAGGACACCAUUGAUUUUAAUUUAUUAUUAUUUUUGAUUAAUCACAGUAAAAAAAUCAACAAAAUUCCAUUAAAUAUAUUUGGGAUCCAAAAGGUCCCCCACUCAUAAAGUAAUACAUUUUUAUCAUAUAUUUUUUUACUUUCAACACUUAAAUUACGAGAUCAACUACAGAUAUAUCUGUCCAUUUUACGUUUGAACUAUUAUUUUGUUUGUUUUAUGCUCUUAUGUCAAAGAAAACAUUGUUUUUAUAUGGCAACCACACAAUAUAUGCAAUAUUUUCCACAUAAAACAUUUUAAAGUGAAAUAUUUGAAGUAAUUGGAGCCUUUAAUAGAUCAAUAUUAGAUUAUAACAUUAAAUUUUAAAAAAAAAAAUUAAUUUUUUUUUGAGCAAUGGCAAAAAAAAGGCAAAAUAAAGAAAGACAAAAGAAAAACAAACGCUUUGUGUCAACAUUGCAACUGUUCCUCGUUAGAUUUCACCUCAUUCCACUUUUUUUAAUGUUCAUUUGAAAUUUUUGCAAUAGCAUUUCCAGAAUGUGUGGCGGGCCGCUAAACAAUUAGCUGCGGGCCGCAAAUGGCCCCCGGGCCGCACUUUGGACGCCCCUGUAGUACAGCCACAAGUUUCAAUGCCUCUAAAUACACAUUAACAUCGAUCCAACACACUAGUGUAGUUGAGAAAAGGCAGUAACAAGGCUACCCUACUGUAUCUUGCAGCUUUAACAUAAAAACAUAAAUAAUAUAUCAUUCAUUUUAGCAUUAAAGAUAGCUAGUGGUUAGCGCAUUAACUGCCCCCUAGUAAUUAGCGUGCUAGUUGCCAGCUAAUUAUUAACAUGCUAGUUGCCAGUUAGCAAUUAGCUGUGACGACCGGGUGCGGGUGUUCUCUCAGAGAUGCAGACGGGCUUCGGACACAGCUUGCAGGUACAAAAUUAUUUAUUUAAGAAAUAACAAAUACUGGAAACAAACAAAAACGUGCUCAUGGCACUUAAAGCAAAAACUAAAGGAGCUCGCGUGGGAGCUAGAGAAAACACUAAACAUACAGAGCCUUUAGCGUGGGAGCUAGAAGGUUACCAGAUCAAGAACAGAAGUCGUCAACUGUUGUGAGAAGACAAAUUACGAAGCCAGACCGACUGGCUGGGGAGGCAGGCUUUAAAUAAUAAUGUCAAUCAUGAAAAACAGGUGCACGUCGGUAACACCCGCGGCAGGUGAAAAUAAUCAGUAACUAUGGUAACCAAACUGAGAAGUGCUUAAAACAGGAACUAGAAAGAGAUCAAGACUAACAGAAAAACACAAGUGACUAGAAAACUUAAACAGAAAUAUGAUCCGGGCAGCGGAUCAUAACAUUAGCACUUUAGUGGUUAGCUAGUAAUUAGCGUGCUAGCUUACACUUAAUGUUUAGCGUGCUAGUUGCCAGCUAGUAAUUAGUGUGCUAGUUGCCAGAUGGGGUUUAGCUUGCUAGUUGCCAGAUUGUAAAUAGAGUGCUAGCUGCCACGUAGCGACUGGCAUGCUCGUUAGCAGCCAGCUAAUAGUGGCCCUAUAAUGUGUUAUUGGAAUAGCUUAGUAUGGCACAACAACAAGGUAUUAGUUGAAUUAAAAACAGGAGGUGCUCCAUCUCUCCGUCAGUUUGGGGGUCCUCGGCCUGGGAAAACGUUGAAGAGUGCUAAGUUCAAUGGUUAGUGUGAGCACCACAGUUAUCUCCCACUGCGUUAAAAAAUCGAUUCGAAUUCAAAUCGCGAUUCUCACGUUGUGCGAUACCAUUUUUUCGUCUUUUUUUUUUUUUUUUGUCUUUUCUUAAAAAAAAUUUUUAAAUUCAAUGAAUCAAUCCAACAAAACAAUACACAGCAAUACCAUAACAAUGCAGUCCAAUUCCAAAAGCAAAGCCGAGCCAGCAACACUCAGAAGUGCAACAAACAGAGCAAUUGAGAGGAGACACAAACACCACACACAACAAUUGAGAGGAGACACAAACACCACACACAACAAUUGAGAGGAGACACAAACACCACACACAACAAUUGAGAGGAGACACAAACACCACACACAACAAUUGAGAGGAGACACAAACACCACACACAACAAUUGAGAGGAGACACAAACACCACACACAACAAUUGAGAGGAGACACAAACACCACACACAACAAUUGAGAGGAGACACAAACACCACACACAACAAUUGAGAGGAGACACAAACACCACACACAACAAUUGAGAGGAGACACAAACACCACACACAACAAUUGAGAGGAGACACAAACACCACACACAACAAAGCAAAAGUAGUGAAACAAAAAUGAAUAUUAUCAACAACAGUAUCAAUAUUAGUUACAAUUUCAACAUAGCAGUGAUUAAAAAUCCCUCAUUGACAUUAUCAUUAGACAUUUAUAAAAAAGAACAAUAGUGUGACAGUGGCUUACACUUGCAUCACAUCUCAUAAGCUUGACAACACACUGUGUCCAAUAUUUUCACAAAGAUAAAAUAAGUCAUAUUUUUGCUUCAUUUAAUAGUUCAAACAAAUGUACAUUAUUGCAAUCAGUUGAUAAAACAUUGUCCUUUACAAUUAUAAAAGCUUUACUCCUCUGCUUGCAUGUCAGCAGACUGGGGUAGAUCCUGCUGAAAUCUAUGUAUUCCAUCAAUAGACAAUCCUUUUCAAUCGGGAAAAUAUCCUUUUUGAAUCGAGAAUCGCGUUGAAUCGGGAAAAAAAAUCGAUUUUGAAUGGAAUCGUGACCCCAAGAAUCGAUAUUGAAUCGAAUCGUGAGACACCCAAAGAUUCACAGCCCUAGCGUUAAUCUUCUCGGGCGUGGAACUAUUUAAGAGCGCCUCAGGUUGUUACUGGAAUCCUCUUUCACUUCACUUCUGAUGGUGACAACCUUCGUGCCGCUUGAGGAUGCCCCACAGGUGCGUUCAGGUGUGGAAGAGACAUAUUUGCUUACUGGAGGUGUGUUUGGGCUCAUUACCUUGUUGGAAAAAACUACCUCGCUUCAAUGCAAUUCAUAUUUCCCAUCAAUGAAACCGCAGCUCCCCAGUGCUGGCAGCCCUCAUGCGCGCCACUUGACCGGCACCAUUAUCUUGCUACUCAUUGUAUUCAGUCAAUUAAAGGCCUACUGAAAGCCACUACUAGCGACCACGCAGUCUGAUAGUUUAUAUAUCAAUGAUGACAUCUUAACAUUGCAACACAUGCCAAUACGGCCGGGUUAACUUAUAAAGUGACAUUUUACAUUUCCCGCCAAACUUCCGGCUGAAAACGUCUAUGUAUGAUGACGUAUGCGCGUGACGUCAAUGGUUGAUACGGAAGUAUUGGGACACAUUGUAUCUCAAUAAAAACAGCUCUGUUUUCAUCGCAUAAUUCCACAGUAUUCUGGACAUCUGUGUUGGUGAAUCUUUUGCAAUUUGUUUAAUGAACAACGAAGACUGCAAAGAAGAAAGCUGUAGGUGGGAUCGGUGUAUUAGCGGCUGGCUGCAGCAACACAACCAGGAGGACUUUGAGAUGGAUAGCAGACGCGCUACGGUGAGUACAGCUUUGGCUUCCAAACAUUUGAUCGCUUGCCCGUA
This is a messenger RNA of Entelurus aequoreus (snake pipefish), 4958 nucleotides long. It is a transcript of the gene commd6, whose product is annotated as COMM domain containing 6. NCBI's taxonomy places the organism in Eukaryota, Metazoa, Chordata, Actinopteri, Syngnathiformes, Syngnathidae. Gene Ontology annotation, molecular function: NF-kappaB binding. The transcript is spliced from 9 exons. The coding region runs from base 158 to 757 and encodes 199 amino acids. The record is from RefSeq and is a predicted model, not a curated record.